CAGCGAUGUGCGCGCCGACGGGGACAAAACGCCCGAGGCAGUCCACUAUGGAAGGCUUCGCCAAGAAACGCCCAAAUACCACCGACCAUGCUGUUCUCCAAGGCGAACAACUCGACGUCCUCCGCGCCGUCAUAGACAACAAACAAAACGUCUUCUUCUCCGGCAAAGCAGGAACCGGAAAAUCCCUCACCCUCCGCCAGAUAAUCACUUCUCUCAAAUCUAUAUACAAGAAGGAGAAUGAAAUCGCCAUCACCGCUCCGACAGGUCUCGCUGCUAUCAAUAUUGGAGGGGAUACGAUACAUACGUGGGGUGGGAUUGGGUAUGGGCUGGGGACCGCGGAGGAGCUUGUGAAGGGGCUGAACGGUAUACAGAGGAAGAGGUGGAGAGGGUGCAAAGUGUUGAUACUGGAUGAAAUUUCCAUGGUUGAGGCGAGGUUACUGGACAAGCUCGGAGAGAUGGCAAAAGCACUUCGAAAGUCUGAUGUACUCUGGGGAGGUAUCCAGCUGGUAUUUUCUGGAGACUUUUUUCAGCUACCGCCGGUGCCGAGGGAUCGUAGCGAUAAGCCACCGUUUGCGUUUUCGAGCGAAACUUGGAAAUUGAUCGAUCAGCAGAUUGAGCUGAAGACGGUAUACAGACAGAGGGACCUGGGACUGAAAAAGAUCCUGGACGAUGUCCGUUAUGCCAACCUCAGCAAAGCCACCAUCAACCUCCUCACCAUGAUCGACCGUCCGCCCAGAACCGCCCCUUCUGCUCCCUCCACCGAACCCGCUCUCGCCCCAGUGCUAACCAGCACAAGAGAAGAAGCCGACCGUGAAAACACUUCUCGUCUCAACAAGCUGCCUGGCAACGUGAUGGUAUACGACGCGGUCGACACGAUCAACCGGCCUUGGGAUGCGUCCAUCUUUCGCGGGGUGCUAGCGCCGAAGCGACUGGUAGUCAAAGCAGAAGCGCAGGUGAUGCUGGUGAAGAAGAUAGGAGAUGACCUUGUGAACGGUACGAUGGGCCGGAUACUUGGGUUUGACUAUCCGCAGACUUUCCGGGCGGUCUCGGGCCAGUGGGUUAGGGAUGAGGAGGAUGAGAGUAUUGAGGAUGAGCAGGAGAGGAAGAAGGAGAUGGUUGGGAGGAGGGUGAAAAAGGAAAAGCUGGUUGCGGAGGGAGAGGCGCAGCAGUACCCAGUGGUGAGGUUCGUGUAUGGGGCGAAGGAAGGUACGGUGGACGUACUCGUCAAACCGGAUCGGAUUGAGAUGGAAGAUGCCAAAGGCGGGCUCAAAGGCGUCCGGAAGCAGGUACCACUUAUGCUGUCUUGGGCAAUGAGCAUCCACAAAGCCCAAGGCAUGACUCUCCACUCGGUCAUUGUUGAUGUUUCGCGCUGCUUUGCCCCCGGGCACGUGUAUGUAGCGCUCUCGCGUGCAACUUCCAUCCUCCGUCUACAGGUCAAAGGGUUCAAUAAGGAGAAGGUGAAAGUAGACCCGAGGGUGAUGGCAUGGGCGAGGACGUGGAUGGAUAUUCCGCCUCAAGUAUAGCAUUGUUCCUCGCGACACUAACUCUUAAACGUG
Messenger RNA from Cryptococcus amylolentus CBS 6039, 1556 nucleotides. RefSeq lists its product as hypothetical. The record is from RefSeq and is a predicted model, not a curated record. Gene Ontology annotation, molecular function: DNA helicase activity; ATP hydrolysis activity. Lineage: Eukaryota; Fungi; Basidiomycota; Tremellomycetes; Tremellales; Cryptococcaceae. The transcript has 6 exons. Gene Ontology annotation, biological process: telomere maintenance; DNA repair. The coding region runs from base 6 to 1523 and encodes 505 amino acids.